Cariama cristata (Red-legged seriema) is the source of this 910-nucleotide messenger RNA. RefSeq names its product transmembrane protein 56 (gene TLCD4). The transcript is spliced from 6 exons. Gene Ontology annotation, cellular component: endoplasmic reticulum; membrane. Bases 14 to 802 code for a protein of 262 amino acids. Gene Ontology annotation, biological process: lipid homeostasis. The record is from RefSeq and is a predicted model, not a curated record. Lineage: Eukaryota; Metazoa; Chordata; Aves; Cariamiformes; Cariamidae.
AGGCUGAAGAACAAUGGCUUCCUUCAGCAACCUGACUAUUGGCAUUGCUGUUGCCAGUUUUACUGUAUUUCAGCUCCUGUUCCAUGUUUUAAGUUCUUGGGUGUCAACACGAAUAACACCUGGUUUUAACAAUCUCAGCCAAAAAAGGAAAAUCGAAUGGAAUUCAAGGACAGUGUCCACAUUCCACGCCUUGGUGGUUGGUGGGUUUUGCCUGUAUAUUUUGUUGUACGAUGAUGCUGUUAAUGCUGACCGUCUCUGGGGUGACCCUUCAAUUGUGAAACUGAAUAUCGCUAUUACCACAGGCUACCUCAUUUCUGAUUUGUUGCUUAUUAUUUACUACUGGAAGGCAAUUGGUGACAAAUUUUUUGUAAUGCAUCACUUGGCAGCUUUGUAUGCUUACUAUUUUGUACUGAGCAAAGGUCUGUUGGCUUAUUUUGGAAACUUCCGUCUGCUUGCAGAGUUCUCCACUCCUUUUGUCAAUCAGCGGUGGUUUUUUGAAGUACUGGGAUAUCCCAAAUCUUCGAAGGCUAACAUCAUCAAUGGUGUGCUGAUGACAGUUGUGUUCUUCGUGGUGAGGAUUGCCGUCAUGCCUAUAUAUUACAGCCAUGUAAUUUCUUCAUUUGGAACAGAGGCUUUCCAGAGAUUAGGAUUUGCAGCCCAGAGCGCCUGGAUUAUCUCAAGUGUUGUCUUGGAUGUUAUGAAUGUGAUGUGGAUGCUCAAAAUUGCAAAAGGAUGCUACAAAGUCAUUUCUCUUGUCGGACAGGAGGAAGCCAAAACUCAUAGAAAUGGAAAAUCUGACUAGAAGUCAUAUGCAUGAAAUGAAAUUUCUGCUGUGAAAAUAAUUUGGGUUCACUGAAACAGUGCACAUUUCUGCCAUGGAAUGCUCCUCUUAUGGAAACAAGGUAUUACC